AUGCCAAUAGACCCAAGCGGCCUAACGGUCAUUGCUACUGAAUGGGCCCUUAUCUCUGUCGCGACCGCAGUCAUUCUAGCACGGUUGUAUCUCCGUCUCGUUCUACAACGACGAAAUCUACUGGCAAGUGAUGUGUUCAUGUGCGCCGCAUGGGCUUCGGCCGUCGCGACAGCAAGCUUCGAUAUCUAUUUCUUUCGUAUAGGUAUCUUCAAACCCGGUACCACGUUCGAUCUCGCCGGGUUUGAAGGAACUGCGGCAGAGGCCGAGAAUUUCUACAAGCUCUACUAUUUUUCCACGUAUCCCUUCUACGUCACGUUCUACUUGUCCAAGGCAGCUCUACUGGCUGUGUACUUACAGAUCUUCCCCAGCUUUAUGGUAAAGAGACGUCGAUUCCUCUGGGUUGUUAUCAUCUACGUUGCGAUAGGUUUCGUUAUUACAAUACUAUUACUCAGUCUUUCAUGUCUACCAAUAUGGAGAAAUUGGACCUUAUCGGACCAAAGAUGCACCGUUAAAACCAUCAAAAUCAACUUCGAAAUCUCCUGGGUGUUAAACAUCAGUGCAGAUAUUCUCAUUUUCAUUCUGCCCUGGCUUGUCAUUCCGGAGCUGACACUGCGAAGGAGACUGAGAUAUAGUCUUUACGCAACGUUUCUCCUCGGUGUCAUCAAUAUUAUCUUCUGUGUAGUCCGCUUUGCUCAGAUUCAGCAAUAUGGUGGUGAUCUGGUAAUCACCAUCAGUCUUGUCGAAUUAUGGAGUUUCAUAGAUGCUUGCAUUGGACUGAUCAUAGCAUGCCUUCCAUCACUCCGGCCUUUCUUUAACUGGCGAGAAAAGAUUCAGUACUAUGGCCACAGCAGCGGUCAAGAUAGCAAAGGAUAUUCAAGCCAUAACUCAGGAAGGCCGAUGAUAUCAUCAGACCCAGAAAGUUUGAGUCAGCCUUCCAACGUUCACUUGAGUGAAGAUAUGCAACAGAGGUUCUCCGUAACGUAA
Molecule: messenger RNA, 984 nt
Organism: Fusarium fujikuroi IMI 58289
Lineage: Eukaryota; Fungi; Ascomycota; Sordariomycetes; Hypocreales; Nectriaceae
Product: related to integral membrane protein
Exons: 6
Coding region: 1-984 (327 amino acids)
Source: RefSeq, a predicted model, not a curated record